Molecule: messenger RNA, 1071 nt
Organism: Raphanus sativus (radish)
Lineage: Eukaryota; Viridiplantae; Streptophyta; Magnoliopsida; Brassicales; Brassicaceae
Product: ABC transporter I family member 10-like
Exons: 5
Coding region: 62-883 (273 amino acids)
Biological process (GO): transmembrane transport
Cellular component (GO): chloroplast envelope; membrane
Molecular function (GO): ATP hydrolysis activity; ATP binding
Source: RefSeq, a predicted model, not a curated record
AGAGAGGAAGAGGAGAAGGAACAAACUGUACAGAUCUUCAAAUCUUCUAGAGCGAGCGACGAUGAUGAAUGGCAACUGUUUAUUCUCAGCUUCUCCUCCUCCUUGUCACUUCCCUCUUCGCUCUAUACCGAGUGUUAUUCCUUCUGUUUAUCGCAGAACCGGAGUGUCCGAUGACGUCGCCGUCGAGUGUCGGAAUCUCUGUUUCUCCGCCACUACAAGACCGGGGAUCUCUGUCCCCAUUCUCCGUGACUGCUCCUUUCGGAUUCCUUCUGGACAGUUAUGGAUGCUUCUUGGUCCCAAUGGCUGUGGAAAAUCUACUCUUCUCAAGAUUUUAGCUGGUGUAGUGAAUCCAACAAGUGGCAAUAUCUUUGUCGAAAAGCCCAAGAAUUUUGUGUUUCAGAAUCCUGAUCAUCAGGUAGUGAUGCCUACUGUGGAAGCUGAUGUAGCGUUUGGUCUUGGCAAGUAUCCGGACAUGAGUCUAGAAGAAGUCAAGUCUAGGGUGAUUACAGCUUUGGAUGCUGUUGGUAUGCGUGAUUACAUGCAGAGACCGAUUCAAACUCUCAGCGGUGGUCAGAAACAAAGAGUGGCCAUUGCUGGUGCUUUAGCUGAAGCUUGCAAAGUUCUGCUGUUGGAUGAGCUCACUACCUUCCUAGAUGAGUCUGACCAGUUGGGUGUGAUCAAAGCUGUGAAAGAGUUAAUAAAUGCAAAGAAAGGAGGAGACGUGACUGCGUUGUGGGUGACACAUCGGUUAGAGGAGCUGGAGUAUGCGGAUGGAGCUGUCUAUAUGGAGAAUGGGAGAGUGGUCAGGCAUGGUGAUGCAGCCACCGUACUAGAUUUCAUUAAGGCCAAACAAUCCUCUUACAUUGAUCAAAUCGGUUUUUAAUUGUCACCGAUUUGCCACUCUCAGUGUUUUUCCAGAGACUGGUUCAAACUCUCAGUUGUAGCAUAUAUAGAGGUUUGUAGAGGCAAUGAAAGCUGGAGAUUUACUAAGCUUUUGUAAAAGACUGUGAUGUACUUCUGCAGACGGUAUAAGCUUAUUCUAAUCAACAGAGCAAAGUUGAUCAGUGAACA